UAGUUGCAAGUCGUUAGUUGUGGUUAUUGAAAAGUGGAUUCCGUAGCAGGGAAUUCUUGUCUGAGCUGGAUUUUCUCGCCCCCCCACCCACUGCCUAGCUGGCCAUUUUUAUAACUGCAUCUAAUUGUCUUCGCUCUUUUUGAACGCCCAUUGCAAACUCCGGGCAAUCUGUUCGUCGGCUGCGCUGGGCUAAUUGUGCCCGGAAGUGUUUUGCAACCUAGGCCAACUAGGCGAGCGAAGAUCACCUGAAAAAAGAUCAAAAUGGGAUUCAUCUUUUCAAAGUCCGUCAAUGAAAGCCUGCAGAAUCAGAAGGAAUUCAUGCUUAUGAAUUCCCGACUUCAGCUAGAAAGGCAACUUCUGAUGCAAAAUCAAAUGCGUGAGAGACAGAUGGCCAUGCAGAUUGCGGGCACAAGGGAGUUUCUCAAGUAUUUUGGAACAUUUUAUGGCCUUACAACUGUGGGCCUAACAAUUGGAGCAAUAAAAAAUAAGAAACCUCAACUCUUUAUUCCACUUAUACCUCUGGGCUUUAUACUUGCCUAUCAGUACGAUAAGGGGUAUGGAACUUUACUACAAAGAAUGAAAUGUGAAGCCGAGAACAUAAUUGACACAGACUCUGCUGUGCUAGAAAUGCCAAAAGGACCUAUCACUUUUGAUGAUCUCGAAAAAGCCAGAAGAGCACAAAGCAAAAUUUUUAUUGAGAAAUAAAAUAGGUAUGGUUAUAAUCAUAUUGCUGACUUAAACUCUGACACAAGCAUGGUAUGUGGGGCCUUUUCUGAAACUUGAAAAGUUCAUCAUCUUGUCCAUCAGAAAAGGAAUAUAAGGGUGCUAAAACCAGACCUUCGUUCUCCGUCCCAAACAAAGAGAGGCAUAUUUUUAACUAUUUUAAUUAGGAGCAGGAACAGUUAGUUUCUAUUGAUGAUCACUGACUCGAAUUGCUGACCAAAUAAAGUGAUUUUUUUUAAAAAAAUGUAUUGCCUGUAUACCACCUGCUUUAUUAAAUAAAACCAUGUAAAACCA
This is a messenger RNA of Ahaetulla prasina, 1017 nucleotides long. It is a transcript of the gene PLGRKT, whose product is annotated as plasminogen receptor with a C-terminal lysine. The record is from RefSeq and is a predicted model, not a curated record. Gene Ontology annotation, biological process: positive regulation of plasminogen activation. NCBI's taxonomy places the organism in Eukaryota, Metazoa, Chordata, Lepidosauria, Squamata, Colubridae. The transcript has 5 exons. Gene Ontology annotation, cellular component: plasma membrane. The coding region runs from base 262 to 705 and encodes 147 amino acids.